Molecule: messenger RNA, 744 nt
Organism: Pelmatolapia mariae (spotted tilapia)
Lineage: Eukaryota; Metazoa; Chordata; Actinopteri; Cichliformes; Cichlidae
Gene: pvalb5
Product: parvalbumin 5
Exons: 5
Coding region: 146-472 (108 amino acids)
Cellular component (GO): cytoplasm
Molecular function (GO): calcium ion binding
Source: RefSeq, a predicted model, not a curated record
CCCUUGGUUUGAGGACAGAUACGUCAGGUUGCUUCUUGCACUCAGGAUCACGAAGCUGUAAGAGAGUGUUGGUGGCUUACAAGCACAAAGCAAGAGCAACGGAGAUCUCCAAACCUCACCCGAAGCACGGCAGCCACAGAGAACCAUGGCAUUUGCAGGGAUGUUGAGCGACGAGGACAUACAGGCUGCGGUCCAGGCUUGUCAAGCUCCAGGCACAUUCAACUUCAAGUCAUUCUUUGAACAAGUUGGACUGACUGGCUUAUCUGAAGCAGACAGGAGAAAAGUGUUUACAGUCCUGGACCAAGACAAGAGCGGAUACAUCGAAGAGGAGGAGCUCAAACUAUUUCUUCAGAAUUUCUCUCCGGGGGCCAGAGAGCUGACUGUGGCUGAAACCAAAGCUCUGAUGGCUUCUGGGGAUAAAGAUGGUGAUGGCAAGAUUGGGAUAGAAGAGUUCUGUGAUCUCCUGAAGUAAAGAGAAAUUACAUACACAUACGACCGAGGCUGUCUACCCUUGUUCUGAAUAAUGGAUUUGCAAUGGAGAUCUUGACUUUCUGGAUUGUUUCAUGCAAAGACCAAAAACCUCACAAAAUCUGUACCUGCCUGCUGCUCUCCCUGUUCAUGUGAUGCAAUGUUGUAUAAGAUGUUUAGUAGACAGAUGACCAAAGUUGGAUGUUAAACAUGUUUGUGUUUAAUCAAUCAGGUACCUUGAAUGGAUCAAUAAAUGUAGACAAUUAAAGAAGUAAA